This is a messenger RNA of Momordica charantia (bitter melon), 1309 nucleotides long. It is a transcript of the gene ERF11, whose product is annotated as ERF domain protein 11. Gene Ontology annotation, molecular function: DNA-binding transcription factor activity; DNA binding. The record is from RefSeq and is a predicted model, not a curated record. Gene Ontology annotation, biological process: regulation of DNA-templated transcription. NCBI's taxonomy places the organism in Eukaryota, Viridiplantae, Streptophyta, Magnoliopsida, Cucurbitales, Cucurbitaceae.
UAUACAAUUACAAAUCCAACCAGCCAUUUUCAAAACACACAAUAUUCUUAUACUUUAAUUUCCACUCACCUGCCCCUGCCCGAGAAUACAAUACCCAAAUAAUAUUUCAAUUAUUUCUCGUUUAUGGCGCCGAGGGAGAAGGCUAAGGCUAAGGCGGCGAUCAUGCCCGACGCUUGCGCCAGCAAGGAUCCGCAUUUUAGAGGCGUCAGGAAGAGGCCGUGGGGAAGAUACGCCGCCGAGAUCAGAGAUCCGGCCAAGAAGACCCGUGUCUGGCUAGGUACAUUCGACACCGCCGAGGACGCCGCGCGAGCUUACGACGCCGCCGCCCGCCAAUUCCGCGGCGCCAAGGCCAAGACCAAUUUCCCCUUUCCCUUUCUCUUCCCAUCGUCCAAACUCAAUCACAGCCCCACUCGGAGUAGCACCGUCGAAUCCUCCAGCCGGGACCCUGACAAUCACGACGGCGACGGCGACGCUGCCGGAUCCCGGCGGCCGUUCCCAUUCCAGCAGGUGGCUGGAGGAGGAGUUUUCCCCAAUCACGUUCUAUUCUACGAUCCCAUUUUCCGCCAAAAGCCGGUUUCGAUGACCGGAGCUCAAAGUGACUCGGAUUCGUCUUCCGUCAUUGAUCUCAACCAAAAUGACCACAAAUCGAGACCGCUGCUUCUGGAUCUCGAUCUCAAUUUCCCCCCGCCGGAGACCGCUUAGUUUAUCCGACGUCGAUCGAUAUUAUCGGAACUUUUUUCUUUUCUUUUCUUUUUUUGGAAUUAAGCUCUCCAUGUAAUUAAUUAAUUAAUACACACCUGUUGUACUAGUAGAAGGAUCUAACUUUUUUUUCGGUGACGGAGCCGAAAGACGAAGGUCAUUACUCAUUCAUUUACCCCGUCCAUGUCGUCGGCGCCGGAGAACAGAAUCUAGAGACGACAGAGGAGGCGGGGGAGCGGUGGUGGGUGGGAGUGGGGUCCACUUAUUCCAACACGUACUAUGAGAAUUAAGGGAAGAGGACAAAACACGAGUUUUGGUUGUCGUUUAAAGAGCGCAAAUGCAGGGGACGUUGACCUAUGAUGGAUUGCCACAUGUCGUUUUCUCUCCAAUUUUCUGUUUUCUCGUAACAUGUUCUCACCAAUAGCAAUACUAUACUGUACUAAGAGUCUGUGUCGUCUCUCUUAUCUUUAUCUUAAGGAAAUGGCAAUGGUUUUUUUUUUCCCCUUUAAUUUUUUAUUUGGAUUUUAACUUUUGUAGAGUUAUGGGUAGCCAAUGCCAAAUCAUUCCAGUGUUUUAAGUUUCCUCUGUUAUCUACUCUCUUCGUUUUUGA